Molecule: messenger RNA, 188 nt
Organism: Dentiscutata erythropus
Lineage: Eukaryota; Fungi; Glomeromycota; Glomeromycetes; Diversisporales; Gigasporaceae
Source: the annotation of a GenBank genome assembly
AUGAAAAAGCUCUGUGGAGGAAAAGAUUUAUAAAAUGUUUAGAAAAGAUUGCUGAUGAUGACGCAUAUAAUGAAUUUCAGAGAAAAAAGGCAUCUCGUUUGAAGGAAAAGUAUUUUAGUGUAUAUUUCUUUUUUCAGAAUGGUCAAGACAGUACUAUGCAGCCAAAGGACGGUUCCGCUCCUUCCUGA